Messenger RNA from Sarcophilus harrisii (Tasmanian devil), 3125 nucleotides. It is a transcript of the gene ARRDC2, whose product is annotated as arrestin domain containing 2. The record is from RefSeq and is a predicted model, not a curated record. Bases 1206 to 2204 code for a protein of 332 amino acids. Gene Ontology annotation, biological process: protein transport. Lineage: Eukaryota; Metazoa; Chordata; Mammalia; Dasyuromorphia; Dasyuridae. The transcript has 8 exons. Gene Ontology annotation, cellular component: plasma membrane; cytoplasm.
ACAAAGAAUCAGACAUGACUGAAAUGCCUGAACAACAAAGUGGAAUGGCUAUCUUUGAGAGAUGGUGGGUUCCCUUUCCUUAGAGGGUUUCAAGCAAAACUGGGCAGAAACUUUGUCCAGUCUUUUUCUAUGGGGAUUUCUUCGGUUGCACCAGAUAACUACUGAGCUCCUUCUCCACUCUCAAGUUCCCUAUUUCAGGAAAAGCCUGGGAUCAUGAAUACAGAAAACAAAACCAGUUCUUGAGAUGGAGAAUGGAAGUCUUGACCUCAGGAAUCAUUUAGGAUGAUACCAGUCAUUAAAAUAAAACCCAUGUAACUAGAUGAGGAUCAUGGGAUCCCUGCUCUAGAGCUGGAAAGAUCCUUGGUUUGACAGAUAUAGAAACUGAGGCCCGAGUAACUUGCCCAAGCUUUUUCUAAUACACUAGUGGAUUCCCCUUCCCUGGAAGUCUUACAGAGAGGAGUCUUUUUCAGUUAAUCCUCAGAGACCUCCAGCUCAGGGACUCUAAUUGAGGGAGUCACAGCAAUUUUCCCCCUGCAGGCUGGGAGGAUGUUAAGGAAGUGGGGCAGAGGUGUGAGCAGUGACCAGCCCCACUGAUAUAGAACCUUAGAAAGGUCAUCUAACCCAGCUCUGUCAUUUUACAGAUGAGGAAAACCAAGGCUUGGAAAAGGAAAGUGACUUGCCCAGUGUCACAGAAAUAAGAGCUAAGAUUUGAACCCAGGGUCCACAAUUCCAAACCCUGUUCCCUUUCCACUACACUAUUUAGGGAACAGGAGAAAUCCCAAUCGAUCUCUGUUAAGUUAGGAAGGUAGGGCAUGAAGAAAAAGAUUUGGAUCAGCAAUCUCUACCUUGCCCCUGGGCCCCGGAAAACUUCCAUUUCCAGAAAACUGAAGCCUUGCAUUUGGAUGACAAUGUUUUGGGGAGCUCUUGGGCCCAGAGGGAUGGGAAGAGGGAUGGAAGGGCUGGUGGCCUGAAACCUAAGGGGAGGGACUGAUUAGUUCUGGAGGACGGGCCAGGUCUGCCUUGAAGUCACCUUGUUAGACUAGCUUCUCCAUGGGGGGUAGCGGUGGGGAGGAUGGGGUUAAGGAGUGUCUCCUCCUCCAUUCUCCUCCCUGCUGUAGACUGGGGAAAUUCCCAACUCUGACCCACAGUUUCAUCACUAGGAAGCUCAGCGCAGGCUUGGGAAAUUUGGUUUCCUAUCGGUAUUGAUGUGGGGUGUCAGAGCUGAGAAGGAGGCGCGUAGAACAGGGAAGGCAGAACUUGACUCUGGGGACACAACUACCUUACAGCCGGGAAGGCACGAGUUCCCCUUCAGCUUCCAGUUGCCCACGACUCUGGUGACCUCAUUUGAAGGGAAGCAUGGGAGUGUUCGUUACUGUGUGAAAGCCAAGCUCCAUAGACCCUGGGGUACGGCCAAACGGGCCAGGAAGGAGUUCACUGUGAUCGAGCCCAUUGACAUCAACACUCCUGCUCUGCUGGCGCCUCAAGCAGGUGUGAAAGAGAAGAUCGCCAGGGCCUGGUACUGCAAUCGAGGCCCAGUUUCCAUUACAGCCAAGAUUGAUAGGAAAGGCUAUACCCCAGGUGAGGUCAUCCCCAUCUUUGCUGAGAUAGACAAUGGCACUAGUCGGCCCGUUGUGCCCAAGGCUGCCAUUAUCCAGACCCAGACCUUUGUUGCUCGAGGGGCCCGCAAGGAGAAGAGAUCAGUGGUGGCGAGCAUUGUGGGGGAGCCCGUUGCUGCAGGGAAACGAGAGCUUUGGCAAGGGAGGGCACUGAAAAUUCCUCCCAUGGGACCUUCCAUUCUGCAGUGCCGAGUCCUUCGUGUGGAUUACACUCUCAAGGUGUGUGUGGACAUCCCAGGCACAUCCAAAUUGCUCCUGGAGCUGCCCCUUGUCAUUGGAACCAUCCCCCUGCAUCCAUUUGGCAGCCGGACAUCCAGCGUGGGUAGCCAGUAUAGUGUCAAUAUGAACUGGCUGCAUAUGGCCAUCCCUGAACAGCCUGAAGCUCCCCCAGAGUACUCCGAAGUGGUGUCUGAGGAGACCAGCCCAGGCCUCUCGCCUCCGCCCCAGGAGGCUGGCAGCAGCCAGGCCCUGGAGGGCCCCUUCUUCGCCUACAUCCAGGAAUUCCGCUACCGUCCGCCUCCCCUGUACUCUGAGGUGGAUCCAAAUCCUCCCUUGCAGACCAUUCGGCGGCGAUGCAUGACGUGUUGAGCCCUGAGACAGCGUCUUGAUUCUGACCAGAACCUGUCCCCAGGAUCCAGGGAAGGCUUCCCAACUGGAGCGAGGCCCAGGAGCCCCACCGUUCCACGCCAGAGCAGGCAGCUGAAGGGAGCUCCGGCCUUGGGUGGCGAUGGCAGGGAGAGGGGAGUCUGCUCUCCAUGACUUUAGGACCUGGCUGCCGAGUUCCCCCUUUUUCUCCGGCCCCAAGCUGCUUUCGGGUGAAGGUGGUCCCUGACGUGAGAUCAUCUUGUUCUGUUCCAAACUUCUCCUCCGACUUGGAAUUAGGAGAGCAGUCCUACAUGAUCUUGAAGAUUACAGAGAUGAUGUCCCUUGAGGGGUCUAAAAGGAAAGCUGUGACUCCACCAAAGGCACCUGUUGACUACACAUGAUGGAGUCCCCACUAGAAGCAGGGCCCUCUCAUGCCCAGACUGGGGCUCUCACCUACAGACUGCCUCAAUUUGGACUGAGGACCCCUGAGAAGGCUGGGAUAGCAAGGGCUUAUGGAGCUGGCCCUAUCUACUGAGCCUAAGGAGGGGGGGAUGGAGUUAGAAGAGAAAGAGCAGACAAGGCUUUAAGAGGGAAGCAUGGUCUGGGGUGCUAAAGGUGAGCAUGGCUGGGGCUUGAGCAGCCCCCGUGAAGCUGGUGCUAAAACUGGGCAGGACCAAAGGGGUUUCCCCUGCCCACCUGGGUCUCAGAGCCCAGGUGGCUGCCCACCACAGUGCCCAACUCAAACCUAGGCAGUGCUAGCUCCUUCCUUUCAUGAGCAAGUAUACAUUUGGCCUUGACUGCAUACACACACUCAUCUGCACUGUGGUUUUGAUAAAAAUCAAAGAACAUUCAGGGGAGGUUCCUUCUCUUUUUGUACAGUUGUUUGAAAAUAAAUAAAGGUGAAUACCAGGUUUUCUACUGAGA